This is a messenger RNA of Diabrotica balteata, 1262 nucleotides long. NCBI's taxonomy places the organism in Eukaryota, Metazoa, Arthropoda, Insecta, Coleoptera, Chrysomelidae. The record is from the annotation of a GenBank genome assembly.
UAUUUUUGACAUCUAUCAAUUAAAAUUUAAAUACAAAUUUCAGUGUAAUGAAUUUUUCAGCAAAAACAUUAUUUAAAAAAUCCCUUAGUGUUACAAAAUUUACCAUACGAAAAUGUUCUACAGUUCCUCCUCCCAAAGAACCCGUUGUUACUGUUCUAAACGCUGCCAGUGAAGUUGGACAAAGACUUGCGUUCUUACUGAAACAGAACUUUUACAUUGGAGAGUUACGACUGUAUGAUAAAAAUAAGAGCAUUUGCAAUAUCGCCGAAGAUUUGAGUCACAUCGACACUAAAACAAAAAUAAGGUCAUUUGUUGGAGUGAAUGUCUUACGGCAGGCAGUUACAGGAGCCGAUAUAGUGGUAACUGUAGGAGGAGAUCAAGUAUCAACUAAAGAAACUUUUGAGGAAAUUUUCAAUAGAAAUGUUAACGACGUACGAAUAACAGCACUGCAUUUGACGGAAUUUAAUCCUAAAGGAAUAUUUUGUGUUGCCAGACCACCGGUUGAAGCAUUGGUACCAUUAGUAUCAGAGGAAUUUAAAAAAGCAGGAGUAUAUGACUGGAAAAAAAUUUUUGGUGUCACAACUAUAGCUUCCAUGCGAUCGAACAGUAUUAUAGCAGCGAAAACAAAGCACAAGCCCUUAAAUAUGGUAUGUCCAAUAGCAGGAGGCUUGAGUAAUGAAUGUUUUGUACCCGUCGUAUCCCAAGUUAGACCCCAAAUUGCUGUAAAUGGAAGAGACAUUCGGCAACAAAUUUUGAAUAGCGAACACGACAUUUUAAAAUUAUAUUGUGAAGAAAAGGUUGUAUGCCUUACGCCUGCUUUAGCGAUAUCACGUUUCAUUAAUACGUUGUUGAAAACCUUAAAAGGUCAAACGAACUGUGCCGAAUGUGCUUUUGUAAGGCAAAUGGGUCACAUAGGAAAUUUUUUGCCUUAUAUGACGUCAAUAGUGAGAUUGAGUCGUCAUGGAAUUUUAUCUAGCCACAUGCCCAACGUAGAUGGUGAAGAAAGUGUAUUGCUUCAACAGAUGGCGAUACGCAUAAAACAGUACAUCAAAUACGGAGAAAGCUUCGUAACUGGUGAACCGCAAACUGUGAAAGAAAAAUUACCAAAACCAAAGGAUAUUCAUAUUAAGACCUAUGCACAAAAAUCGCCCACUACAGAAACUGUCAACGCUUCAUAAAUUCCAAAUAUUCCAUUCUUUUGUUAUUUGAAUUUUUGUUAUUUCUAGUAAUUUGAUUUAGUAUCUAAAUAAAUUUUUCGACAA